CGGAGUUGGUUUAUGGGCUAUAGAUGUUUGUGUAUAUCUCUUUUGUUUAUAAAUGAUGGUGUUAAUUAAGCUGAUUUUCACUCUUCAGAUUUUUUAGCUGUUGUUUUUAUUCUCUUGCCUUUUACUUGAAUGAGGAAUAUAACUCCCGCUUCCUGAAUGUUAGUUCUACUUCUAAGAAAUAACUUGCCUUUUACUUGAAUGAGCUAAUUCAAUACCUACUUGAUUAUUUGUCUAGUUACUGCCACUGAUGUUGUUUACUAACAUCACAUUGAUUUGCUGAUAUUUAGGAGUUCAAAGUUAUGUCUCCAUAGAUCACUUUGAGGUUUCAAAAAUGCCCUUCUAACGGCGAGUUGUAAUUAGAAUUUAUGUGUCUGAAAAUAUCGCUACUAAUGUCUCUUUAUGGCUUUUUGAACAAUUGUCUUCUUACUUUUUUUGAAUUGAUUUAGAAUCCAAGCCAUUAUGAGACCACAUCAAAGAAUUUUGUUUUUCAACUUUCACCUUCUAGAAAUGCUGGUACUCCCGGGCUCCAAUUGAGAUUUUUGCACGGGUUUUGGCUAGCUACAUUAUCCAGCAACAAAUGGUUGAGAGACUUUUCAGACGCUAUCGAGGUAAAUCUUCUAAAUACUAAAGAUGCGUUCCCUCCGAUUUUUAGUUUUCACCUUGUAGCAAUGUAGGCACUCAAGUGUAUGAAAGGAGGAUGGACUGCGAGACUUAUUAGGCUUUAUACUAAUUUGGUCAAUGUGAAGGCGCAAAUGAUUUUUAAUCUUUGCUGAUAAUUUUUUUAUCUGGUUUUUCAAAUUUGUUGCAUUUUUAGAGUAAAACUUAUUCGUCUAGAGAAAGUUCAACAUCAGCUACACCAACAACCAAGGUUGGUAUUACUUUAAUACUACACAGUAUAUUUUCUUUGUGCAUGUUUACUAUAUACACUAUCACACACACAAUGUCUUUAUAGCUUUCCACCUAAUGCAAAAAAGACUUUCUAGUAUGUUUUUCAAGUAUCUGCAAUUUUUGGCUAGAGUAGUAUGUUUUUAAACUAAUCUUCAAAUGUAUAUUAUUUAGGUCCCAGUAAUUCCUUUAGUUCUCUAUCUACAACUAAAAAAGAAAGAUGAGUAGCUAGGAAUGUCUUUCUUUUAUUGGCUGCAUUUAUAAUUGUACUACAGGCCGUACCAUGAUAUGUGACUUGUGAAUGAUUUGAUUAGUAAACCUUGUUAUGUGCAUCUGCAAGAAACAGAACCUAGCAAUCCACCUGCUAGCUCAACUCCAGCUCCUGCAACAACCUAAGUUUUUUGCUUUGGUAUGUUCUUGCAAUUUCUGUGUCCACAUGUGUAUAUGGUUCUGUGUAUCCUUCAUCAUUUUCAAUAUUUUCACUUUUAAUAUGACUUAUCUACCAUUUUCUCAUUUAGAUUUUUUAUAAUCUUAUAUAACACGUGUAAAUCCUUGCAUGUCAACUCCCGCUCAUGCACCCGUGGCAAUUACUGGGCGAGCUCAACCUUCACGUGAAGAACUUGGGGCAUUUUGUUUGAAUACAUCUAUAUAUAAUCGAGAACUUAUGUGUGCAUAUUUAAUCUCUUAGCUUACACCUUAUACAUUUUACAUGGACAAAUCAGAAGAUGUUUAGGGUCAGGCAGCUUCUAGUUUGUCGCGGGCAGCACCCUUGAUGUAGUGGGAAUCUGGGACAUGGACAUUGUUGUUCGACCCCUUCGUGCAGCUUAUAACAACCCUGAGAGGGCUGUUCAAUAUUUAUAUUAUAUCAAGACUCAAUAUAUAAAAUGUGAUUCGUUUCCUCUUUCGUUGAGAAUUACAAUGAAGAUUGAAGUGACAACAUGAUAUCAAGAUGUUGUCGAUUAGAGGAAGAUUUUAGGAUACCUUAGUCAUAAAAACAUGUGUUGGAUUUAAAAUAUGGCAGCAAGGAUGCUAUUUUGGCUGACCACCCUCAACCUUGCGAGGUAUUUGAGGGAGGAUCCCCCUAUUGUGGGGGAAACCGCGGACGAGCCAACAGUUCAGGCUAAAGAGGCAUGGAUAGCGAAUAACUAUACGUGCCUUAACCUUAUCCUGAAUUGCUUGAGCGAUGCCUUAUAUGCUGUUUAUAGGAGGGCUGCAUCCACAAAGGAGUUAUGGACUACACUGUCCAACAAAUACCAGGCCGAGGACGCCGGUGCGAAGAAAUUCGUAGUCGAUAAGGUCUUGGAUUUCAAGAUGGUGGAUUCCAAACCCGUGGUCAGUCAAGCUGAAGAAUUGAUUCUCAUUUUUAAUGAGUGCACUGACGAGGGAAUGGGAGUCAGUGAGGCAUUCCAAGUGGCGGCGAUUAUUCAUAUUCUUCUAUCUCUGCGUCUCCAUCUCUUUGUCUUCGAUUUCCUUAUACGCCUUCUUCUUGUUGAUCUGGAACAUCUUCAAACGCGCCAUCGGUGUGAGGUCAACAAACUGCGAUUAAUCGGCUAUAGGAUCAGGGAGCGUAUUGCCUGCACUAAUUUCUCUGUUCUGUAUUUUUUCGGUUUGAAUACAUUGAAUGUAUACAAUCCAGCUGUAUGAGUGAUAGAGUAAGGACCACUAAUGUCAGUGUGAAUGAGUUCUAAUAAAUUAGAACUUUUAGU
This is a messenger RNA of Cuscuta campestris, 2591 nucleotides long. The record is from the annotation of a GenBank genome assembly. Lineage: Eukaryota; Viridiplantae; Streptophyta; Magnoliopsida; Solanales; Convolvulaceae.